AUGGAGGAAGAAGCAUCAUCCGGAUAUGCGUGGGAAGGCGCGCUCGAGCGCAGCUGGGACGUCAUUGAAGAAGAUGACGCGGGGAACCUCCGGAUCGAUCAAACCGUGAAGAACCAGCAGCGGCAGCGUCGACUGGAAAUUGCACGGAACGUGCGCAAGGGACUUAUCCGGUAUACAUAUGUGGUCAUGGACUUAUCCCGCGGAAUGGCUACAAAAGACUGGAAACCACAUCGAUUAGCCUGCACAAGUGACGCAUUGCAGCAAUUUGUGAAGGACUAUUUUGACCAGAACCCGAUUUCGCAGUUGGGGGUCAUUGGGAUCAAAGGCAUGACGGCCGAGAAGUUGAGUGAAUUGUCCGGGAACCCGAAGACGCACAUGGAACGCAUUGCUGCUGCUUUGGCUGUGGAUACAGAGCCGUCGCUGCAAAAUGCUCUUGAAAUUGCCAGGAGUUCGUUGAAAACCGUGCCAGCCUAUGGCAGUCGAGAGGUGAUCGUGGUGUAUGGCAACUUGGUGACUGCUGAUCCGGGCGAUAUCUUCCAGACGCUGCUUUCCCUCAAGCGGGAGAACAUCCGCGUGUCGUUCGUUGGCAUUGGGGCCGAGAUGCACUUGCUGCGGCGCAUUGCAGACGGCACUGACGGCACGUACCAUGUUGCAGUGGAUGCUGAACACAUGAAGAAGCUCAUGACGGCGUUCACGUUUCCAUCGCCUACGGUCGUCACGGCAGCCUCGCGCUUUGCCACGUUAGUGGAAAUGGGGUUCCCGCAGCGUCGCAGUGGUGCUCUGUCGCUCUGUACGUGCCACCAAGCGUUUACAACCGUCGGGUACUUGUGUCCGCGGUGCAAGUCCAAGAGCUGCGACCUGCCAACAACGUGCCAAGUGUGCAACCUGCCGCUCGUGUCGUCGCCGCACCUUGCGCGGUCGUAUCACCACCUCUUUCCCGUUGCAAAGUUUACGCAGCACUUGCUGCGGUCUGGAGUCACUGGCGAGCAGGGCGCGAAAGUCACGCCGUCAUUGGUUCAGGAAAAGUGCUUUGGCUGUCUGCUGCCGCUAGGACUGGAUGGCGAAGGUGCUGCGUACGAGUGCGCGACGUGCCAGCGCGUGUUCUGCAACGAGUGCGAUUUGUACGUGCACGAUUCGCUGCACAACUGUCCAGGCUGCAGCUAA
Peronospora matthiolae is the source of this 1164-nucleotide messenger RNA. NCBI's taxonomy places the organism in Eukaryota, Oomycota, Peronosporomycetes, Peronosporales, Peronosporaceae. The record is from the annotation of a GenBank genome assembly.